AUGUGUCUUUCCUUCCUUGAUUGGACGUCCCCGUCAAGUCAACGUCAUGAUGGAUGUGGAUCGAAAGGAUGCUUUUAUGUUGGCGACGAAGCCCAAGCCAAGAGAGGUAUCCUCAAAUUGAAGUAUCCAAUCGACAACGGGAUAAUUACAAACUGGGAUGACAUGGAAAAUAUUUGGCACCACAACUUUUACAAUGAGCCCCGCGUCGCUCCAGAAGAAUUCUGCAUCAUGUUGACAGAAGUUCCUAUGAAUCCCAAUGCAAAUCGAGAGCGCAUGGCACAGACCAUGUUUGAAACCUUCAACGUUCCUGCUCUUUAUGUCAAUAUCCAAGCUGUUCUAUCUCUUUAUGCUUCAGGUCGUACUACCGGUUGUGUUGUGGAUUCUGGGGAUGGCGUCUUGGGCGAACGGGGCUAUUCGCUCAACACCACGGCUGAACGCGAGAUUGUUCGUGAUAUUAAGGAAACUCUUUGCUUUGUUGCAAAUGAUUUUGAAAUAGAACUAAAGCUUUCUGCAGAAUCAUCUCAACUCGAAAAGCCAUACGAGCUCCCAGAUGGUAAUCUCGUCGAAAUUGGAAAUGAGCGCUUCCUGUGCGGAAGGCUGGAUCUCCGAAGAGACUUAUACGCCAAUGUUGUUCUCUCUGGAGGGACCACGAUGCUCCCUGGAAUGACUACACGUCUAAUCAAGGACAUCAAUGAGCUGGCUCCUGGAAGUAUCAAGGUUAAGGUUUCUGCUCCACCGGAACGAAAGUACUCUGUGUGGAUUGGAUGGUCUAUUUUGGCUUCGCCUUCUGCAUUCCAGACCUAUUGGAUGACAAAAGAAGAGUACGAGGAAGCUGGACCGUGUAUAGUCCAUUAA
Messenger RNA from Cylindrotheca closterium, 855 nucleotides. Lineage: Eukaryota; Bacillariophyta; Bacillariophyceae; Bacillariales; Bacillariaceae. The record is from the annotation of a GenBank genome assembly.